Messenger RNA from Acanthosepion pharaonis, 624 nucleotides. The record is from the annotation of a GenBank genome assembly. NCBI's taxonomy places the organism in Eukaryota, Metazoa, Mollusca, Cephalopoda, Sepiida, Sepiidae.
AUGUCUUUUAGAAGGCAAUUCAAGGAAAAACUUUAUUUAAUACACACACUCUCUCUCUCUCUCUCUCUCUCUAUUUCCUCCUCUCUCUUUCUCUUUUACUCUCACUCUCUUUCUCUUUCUCUUUUACUCUCUAUCACUCUCGCUUUCUUUCUAUUUUACUCUCUCUCUCUAUCACUCUCCCUCUUACUCUUUUACUCUCUCCCUCUUUCUCUUUUACUCCCUCUUUCUCUUUUACUCCCUCUUUCUCUUUUACUCCCCCCCCUCUCUCUCUCUCUCUUUCUCUCUGUUUUUUCCUUUUUCUUUUUCAUUCUUUUCCACUUUCUCGCCUUCCCUUUUUCACUCUCUCGCCUUCCCUUUUUCACUCUCUCGCCUUCCCUUUUUCACUCUCUCGCCUUCCCUUUUUCACUUACCGUAUUACGCUCUUUAUAUCUCUUCCUUUUUUCUGUUUCCUUCUUUGACUUGAUUUUUCAUUCUGUCCCGCUUUUUCCUCUGUCUUUUUCUCUCUCAUUAUUCUCUUUUUCUUUCUCUCUCUUUCUUCCUUUUUAUCCCUCUAUCUUCCUUUUUUUCUUCUCUUUCCUUCCUUCCUAUUUUAUGUCCUUUUUCUCUCCCAUACUAUCUCCCUAA